AUGUCUGCCGUUGCCACGCCUGUGUCCGAAAAGGAAUUCACUAGCAAGUUUCUUACUUUGGCUACACUUAAUGAACCGGUCUUAUCAUCAAACUAUCAAAAGUCUUUAAAAGAUGUCAGUGCUUUAGGUGUUGCAUUGCCUGCAUUGAAAUACAGAUACAACCCAAAGAGAGUUAAGAAGAACCAAGAAAAGAGAUCUUUAACUAAUGGUCAAUCCAAUGGAGAAGUCUCCGUAACUUUGAAAAGUAUUAGAAAUCCAAAAUUUGUAUUGACUCAAUCCUUUCAAACUAACGAUACAAUUUUACAAAUUAAACAAUAUUUAUUAGAGGAAAAGAAAGUCGAACAAUUAGGUCAAUUGAAAUUAUUAUUGAAAGGGAAAGUUCUGCACGAUAAUAUACUUCUAUUGGAACUUGAUCCUUCAAGUGACAUUGUCAUAAAUGUCAUGAUUUCUCCACCUAAACCAACAACGACAACAACAACAGAUGCACCUCAGAAAGUAGAGGAUAAUGAACCAGUACAAGAAUCAAUUUCAGAUUUAGAAAACAUAACUUUACCUUGGAAUGAUAUAGAAACCUUACUAAAUUCAAAACUUAACAACCCAGAAGAGGUUAAUUUUGCCAUGGAUAAAUUAAAGAAGGGUUGGACUUUAGCUAAAUAG
Maudiozyma saulgeensis is the source of this 657-nucleotide messenger RNA. The record is from the annotation of a GenBank genome assembly. NCBI's taxonomy places the organism in Eukaryota, Fungi, Ascomycota, Saccharomycetes, Saccharomycetales, Saccharomycetaceae.